Messenger RNA from Patella vulgata (common limpet), 3568 nucleotides. RefSeq lists its product as uncharacterized. The transcript is spliced from 8 exons. Lineage: Eukaryota; Metazoa; Mollusca; Gastropoda; Patellidae. The record is from RefSeq and is a predicted model, not a curated record. Gene Ontology annotation, biological process: positive regulation of DNA-templated transcription. Gene Ontology annotation, molecular function: zinc ion binding; ubiquitin-protein transferase activity. Bases 152 to 1930 code for a protein of 592 amino acids. Gene Ontology annotation, cellular component: nucleoplasm; chromatin.
UUUAUUCAUAUCGACAUAGAUGACAUCUACCAAGCUAUAGAUUAUAAGUCUGUCUUUUUCGAGCAGUAAAGAAUGUGGUGUAGUCGAUGUUAGCUUGAUAUUCGUCAAACAACAGACUGUUAUAAGAACCUAGACAUAUUGAAAAACUAAAAUGGCGAAAUAUUCGUCGAUUGAUGGAUUGCAAGGUGAGUUAAGUUGUCCCAUUUGUCUGGAGUUGUUCGAAAAACCCAUCACUCUGCCAUGUGAUCACGCCCUGUGCGAAAAAUGUUUGGAGCAAGUUCAAACAGACAAGGCUCUUGGAAAGAAGUUGGAUGUGAUUAAAUGUCCUUUAUGUCGGCGUAGUGCGGAUGUUUGUACAAAUCCGUUGGUAAAGAACUUGAUAUUGGAGAGAAUUGUAAGGGUCUAUAAGGAGGAUAGAGAAUGUAGAUUAAAAAGAACUGAGAGUUGCAAUUUAAAUGAAAUUCAGAGAUCAAUAAACACCGAUAAUGGAGCAGAUGCCCCACAGUCAGCACCACUAGCUAGAGCCACCCAGUGUUAUCCACGAGUACAACGACCCGAAUCUAUGGCUUUGACAUUACCUACCCAGGAAACGGCGUUAUUCUGUAACCCCUACGACCCUGGAUCUACUGAUAAUAAACCAUUGAGACCAAGUGGCAGUGUUCUUGAACUCCGAUCACAGUUAAAUCCUUUAGGCGACGGUGACUUCUUGACCAAGUGUACAGGUGGUUGUUCAGAACGAUCUGCUAAAGCUGUGAUAUUAUGUACUCAGUGCAAGAACCAGUAUUGUAGAUUGUGCUGGGAGCAUCACCCAAGUUUGGAUGGGGAAGAUACCAGAGACCAUAAACAACGAUUGCAUGUUUAUGUCACAGCAUUUCUUGAUGACAUUAACGCAGAAAACUGUAUAGAAUGUAAUAAUUGUGAACCCGAGGUUCAUGAGCCAGCAACAUUGAUAUGCUUGAACUGUAACGUCAACUUCUGCGAAACCUGUUUUAAGGUUCGGCAUCCAGCAUUGGUCAUCAAUCAUUAUGUGGUUAAAAAACCCAACGUUCUUCCAAAACCACCACAGCUGUGUACAUUUUGUACGAAACAGCCUUCUAAUAUGGCCAAGCUUUCUUGCAAAGGGUGUAAAAAGAAUUUUUGUAGUAACUGUUUCAUGGACGCCAUACACGGAUGUGUAAAAGAUGUGGUGGAGAAGAAGGAAGUUAGAGAGACAGGAACUACCGACCAGGUCAUUCCUACAGAACGCCAAAUUCAGAGGGAGAUGGUUAACUUGAUGAACCUAAAGAAACAACUCAUCCAGGAGAUUCCAUUGUUUUUCUCAAAACAGAACCAGCUCAAAAAACCUAAACCUGACAUAAAAGUAGGGGAUCGAGUCGUUUCUUAUCCAGAAGCACAAAAUGUAGAACUUCGAGCAGUUGUUAAAUGGAUUGGACAGUUACCUGGUGAUGCGGAUGAUAACAUUACUGUCGGAGUGGAAUUUGAUGAUGCUGUAGGUGGUGGUGAUGGCACCUAUAACGGCACUCGGUUAUUCGAAUCUAAAAACGGUCAUACUGGGUUUAUACCUAUAUUAAGUGUCAUAAGAGAAGUAGAUGUUGCCCCAGCUAUAUAUACUAAUGUUGGUGUUGAUGAUACAACUGUUAAUACAGAUAUACCCAGAGUAUGUGAUAUAGAGGAGGAUACGGUAUCAGACAACUUGUUGAUAGGAGAUAGAGUGGCUUACUUCCGGGAAGACUCCUUUGUUAAAGGUACAGUUAAAUGGAUUGGUUGCCUGCCCGACGACACCACAGGAACAACCAGCGUUGGUGUUGAAUUUGAUUCACCAAUCGGAUCAGGAACCGGCAAAUACAAAGACCACCGUCUCUUCUAUGCUAAACAAAAUCACGCAUCUCUUCUUCCUAUUUUGGGCUUAAUUAAAGUAGAAGACUUAUGAUAAUAAGUGACCGCGACAACAGUACUGCAGUACAAACCGCUGAUGAAAUAUUCUUUGUGUGCGCAGGCAUUUAUAGUAAUAGAUAGUAGCAGCCCCUACCACACCCCAAUUACACCAUUAUAGGAUGCAUCUUAUUCAUAUAAUUACAGUUUAAAUGAUUUAUCCCAUAGCUACAGUAAUUAAAUUACUGUAAUUAUAUAAUACAUCAUUAAAACUGUAAUGAUAUGAUACACCAUUAAUACUAUAAUUAUAUAAUACAUCAUUAUUACUGCAAGUAUAAAAUACUAUGAAAUACUACUAUUACUGUAAUUGUAUGAUACACUGUAUAUUCUUUGAAUGGCAUUUAGUAAUUGGAACAUAAUCAAAAACACACUUUUAUGGAUAACAAUUACUAUGGUUUAUUUCACUGCGACGUUUCAACAAGGUUUCACAAGUCGUUAUCAAGCAUAUAUACAAAUUUGUAUAUAUGCUUGAUAACGACUUGUGAAACCUUGUAUAUAUGCUUGAUAACGACUUGUGAAACCUUGUUGAAACGUCGCAGUGAAAUAAACCAUAGUAAUUGUUAUCCAUAAAAGUGUGUUUUUGAUUUUGAUGAUACACUGUAAUUAUAUGAUACGCCAUUAAUACAUCAUUAUAUAUUACUAUUUACUGUAAUUAUAUGACACAUCAGUAUUACUGUAAUUAUAUGAUGCAUUAUUAAAACUGUAAUUAUAUGGUGCAUCAUUAAAACUGUAAUUAUAUGAUGCUGUGAAAGUCACCAAGUGUUAUAUAUAUAAGGAAACCGGAUUUAUUACACUGCAGGAGAGAAGAAGGCGACAUAAAUUAAUUUUAUUCUACAAAAAAUCAUAAACCAUAUUACUCCCGAAUACUUAUUUCAACUGAUACCACCUAAUAUAAAUUCGUAUCGCCUACGAAACCAAAGUAACAUCCCAACAUACUUUUGCAGAACUUCUUUAUUUUCUUCUUCUUUUAUACAAUCUACAAUUCGAGAAUGGAAUCUACUCGAUCUUUCUACUAGAAACUUACCUACUUUAUCUUCUUUUAAAUCUAAACUCGGCUACCUUGAUCAAAUUAUACCUUCAUCAUACAACUCUGGCAGCAGGAAAAAUCAAAUUCACCAUUCUCGCCUCCGACUCGCUUGCAGUGAUUUAAACGGACAUCGUUUUCUCAGGCAUAUUUCUGACAGCCCUACAUGCGAUUUUGGCCACGCCUUUGAAGACUCUGAACAUUUUCUUUUAAUUUGUUCCUUACGUUCAGAUGCACGAUCUGCAACAAUAUCAAAACUUCCAAAACUUUAUCAAAAUUCUCAAAAUUUAUUAUUCGGAACUGAAGACAGAAACAAUUCUGAAGAAAUUAUUUCGGCAGUAUAUAACUUCCUCGACAUCUCCCAAAGAUUUUGAAAAUUCCGUAUGUGAAUUUAUGAAAUAUAAACAUUCUGAUUGUGGUUUGUACAUAUCGUGUAUAUAGUGUAUAUAAUCAUCUUAUAAUUUAAUCGUUCACUUUACUUUACUUUACUUUACUUUUCAUUAUAUAUUUAUGUUUGUACUUUUAUGGAGAGGGGGUCUAUAGGCUUUUGCCUGUUCUCCAAUCCAGUUUCUGUGAAUAAAUAUUGUUUAGAAAAAAAAUCAUUAAAACUGU